AUGGAGAUGCAUUUCUACCCCAUUCCGUGCAAUAGAUCUUAUCUUCUCCGCAACAGCAUGAUAAGGAGGGGACUCACUAGAAGGCAUUUACAUGUAAUCUCAAAAUCAAAAACUAACAUUAAACCGGCCUCUCCCACACCCUUGAAACUCAAGCCUUACAUUCUUCCUUUACAUGAUCUAGGGCUGGCCGGUCCUUACACGCCUAUAAUAUUCUUUUAUUCCAAUUUACAACCACUAGCUAGUAAAGCCAUCAGACCAGAUCUACUGAAGAACUCUCUAUCCAAUACACUUUCCAAAUACUAUCCCCUUGCGGGAAAGCUAAGUUCUUCAGGAUCACGCGUAGAAUACAAUGACCAAGGCAUUGAUUUCUUUGAGGCCCAGGUAGCAUGUAAAUUAUCAGAAUUUCUGGAAAAAACUCCUACCAAGGAUGAAGAAGAUGGUUAUGGUCAUCUCUGUCCACCUGGUACCAUUUGGGGAAAAUUGUUGUCUUCUUGUAAUUUAAUGGCGGUUCAACUAAACCAUUUCUCUUGCGGAGGAAUAGCUAUAGCUGUGAGCCUUUCCCACUGUAUUGGUGAUGCUCUGACUUUGUUGUCAUUCCUAAGUUACUGGGCAAGCUUGUGCCUCAACCCUGACAAAAAAGAAAAACUUGUGCAUCUUAGUCCCACUUUUGUGCACGAGCUGCAACAAUCAGCACCACCAUCAUGUAACGAUGAUUUAACCGCCAGUGAAUUUUCAAACUCCGGGGCCUAUACUAAAUCUGUACUGAUGCAUUCAGUAAACAUGCGUCCUCUCAUUGAUCCUACAUUGCCAAAAACAACUGUGGGAAAUCUAAUUGCAUCAAAUCACGUUCCAACAACUACGAUGAAUGAGACAAGAUUAAGUACAUUGAUAGCCCGAAUGAAGAAAGGGAAGAUGCAGCUUAAAGGAACAAACAGUUUGGUCGGAAAAGAAAACAUGGCACUGGUGGAAAAAUAUGCAAAAACUAAUCACAACCUUUAUCUCAUUAGCAGCAUUUGUAAUUUCCCAUUAUAUGAUGAGAUGGAUUUCGGGUGGGGAAGGCCAGUAAAAGCUGCAUUUGUGGACAUCCCUAUGUCUAAUUUCGCAAUUAUGAUGGAUACGCCGAGUGGAGAUGGUAUAAACACCAUCAUUGGAUUGGAAGAACAGGACAUGAAAAAUUUCCUAGCUGAUAAAGAUCUGCUUGCCUAUGCUUCUUUCUUAGUCUAG
This is a messenger RNA of Daucus carota subsp. sativus, 1224 nucleotides long. Its product is annotated as acylsugar acyltransferase 3-like. The coding region runs from base 1 to 1224 and encodes 407 amino acids. The transcript has a single exon. The record is from RefSeq and is a predicted model, not a curated record. Lineage: Eukaryota; Viridiplantae; Streptophyta; Magnoliopsida; Apiales; Apiaceae.